This is a messenger RNA of Mizuhopecten yessoensis (Yesso scallop), 6085 nucleotides long. RefSeq names its product cytosolic 5'-nucleotidase 3-like. The transcript is spliced from 9 exons. The record is from RefSeq and is a predicted model, not a curated record. Gene Ontology annotation, cellular component: cytoplasm. Bases 138 to 1043 code for a protein of 301 amino acids. NCBI's taxonomy places the organism in Eukaryota, Metazoa, Mollusca, Bivalvia, Pectinida, Pectinidae. Gene Ontology annotation, molecular function: 5'-nucleotidase activity; magnesium ion binding.
CAGAAAUUUAGUCAUUGUCUAGACAGUAGAUAUACGUGUAGGGAUAUUUUAUCUGUCACACAUGUGUGUUUGAUAAUAUUUCAUGUUUGUAAAAUUGGAUUAGUGUUAAAUAUUUGUGUAGGAUAAUAGACUUGUAUAUGUUUAACAUUGAGAAAAUGGACAUUGUGAAGAUCAUGUUUGAAGAAUUGAGGAAUCAAAAGCAUGUCCAUAUACGCGACUGGGAUUUUGUUAAGAGCACCAUAGAAAAUAUGGUGAAAGAUGGACCUGACAAACUACAGGUUGUGGCUGACUUUGACAGAACGCUGACAAAGUAUAUGAACAAUGGAACCAUCUGUGCGACAUGUCAUAAGGUUCUUGAAGAAGGUGACCAUCUUCCAGAAUUCUUUAGAACAAAGACUAAAGAGUUGCGCGACACCUACUUCCCGUUAGAAAUGAACCCUGAUCUACCAGUGAGUGAGAAGAUUCCUUUGAUGAUAGAAUGGUGGACAAAAGCCCAUGAAUUAUUAGUACAUUGUGGCUUAACUAAACAGUCAAUCAGGAAAAUGGUAGAAACAUCUUCAGUCAUGCUAAGGGAUGGAACUGUCUGGCUGUUUGAUCACCUACAUGCAAACGAUAUUCCCACGCUGAUUUUCUCGGCUGGUAUCGGAGAUGUCUUGGAAGAGGUGAUCCGUUUCAAAGCCACUCACCAUAGCAACAUGAAGGUGGUGUCCAAUUACAUGGCUUUCGAUGAAUGUGAUCGUAUGGUUGGAUUCCAAGGGGAGAUGAUCCAUGUGUACAAUAAGAAUGAGAAUGCCGUCCACGAGUCGAACUACUUCACCAGUCUGGAGAAUCGGUCUAACAUCCUGCUCCUCGGGGACGGGAUAGGUGACCUGCACAUGGCUGAUGGAGCGACUAAUGUCAAAAAUAAGCUCACAAUAGGAUUUCUUAAUGUAAAGAUUGAAGAGAGCCUGGAGUUAUAUAUGAGUAAAUAUGACAUUGUGAUAUGUUCAGACGAAACCAUGGACGUGGUGAACUCUAUUGUGAAAAGUAUAACAACCAAGUGAAAUAUUAGCUGGAAACGAGACGAUAUCUUCACCAUAUGUGUUUUAUAGGGAGUAGCUUUUACCUCUUCAAGGUGAUCUUCAGAAAGAUUAAUUUUUAUCAUUUUUUAACAGUGAAAUGUACAUGCAGAGGUAGUUGUGAUUAACUGUAUAAAAGAAUUUGUUUUCCCUGCAUGUGAAAUAGGAAAGACGUUAUUUUUCUCUUGUAACUAAAUGCAUAUCAACCAUGUAUGUUCCAAAAGGAAACGUAAUCAAAUUAAUAUUAACUGUCACUCUUGAUCCAAGAUUUCGGGUGAGGACCAUUCAAUCGAUGAUGAAGGGCUAAGUCCGAAAGCUGCAAUCUAGAGCGGCUGUUGAUAAUUAUUUCAAUAGUAGAGUAACAUCUUUUUUUUCAAUCUUUAACCCAUAGAAAUUGAAAAUAACAAAACCGAUGGGAAAAUGAAAAUAGUAGCCUGCCAGUAUAUAUGUUUAGAUUUGGUUAAAGUGAAACGUUAUUUUGGAGUACAUUCUUUUUUACUAUACUGUAUUACUACUUUGUAGCCACCUACUUGAAAUUAUCAACCUAACAAUGUUUCUCAAACAAGAAUCUCCAGCAUGUAUAGCAAUUCAGUGAAUUACAUUAUUUCCUCUAACAAACAUGACGUCCAACUGUAUCAUAAACACGUCACUAAAUGAAAAUAUCAUGUCAUCCAAAUUUUCUUGAUUUUUUUAAGUUGAGUGGUAGAUCUUUUAACAGAAAUGAAAUUAGAUUGCGAUGUUUUGAGCAACUUUUGUUUUGUUUUUAUCAGUAAUGAGUUAAUAUUCAUCAACUAUCAACUUUAAAGUGUUGUCUGUCAUUUUAAGUUAAAAUUUUCAGGAAAAUCCAAGAUUUAAAAAAAAAAAAGGAAGAGGGGGGGGGGGGGGGGGGGGCAAUACAGUAUUGCAGUAUUUACCAAAAAUGUGUUUGCACUUUUGUGCAUUAAAUGCUUCACAGAUUUAUGCAAAUGUGCACACUUAUAUGUAUAUCACCAGUUAAAAUAUGGUAAUUGAACCCACAAAAUUAUGAAGACGGCCAGUGUACAAUAAGGAAGAAUUGACAAUGGGACGACUAUAUAUUGGAACCUAAUUUAUAAUUAGACCUAGAGUGAUUACUCACUAGGCCUAUAACAGCUAUGGAAGAAAGUAUAUGAUAUCAAGACAUAAGAUUCAGUGUUCCUGUUGGGAUUCUUUGUAAUUAUUUGAUACUUUGGUGUUUUGGCUGAUAUUUGACCUCUGUGAUCUCUUUAAUAAUGUGAUACCUUUGUUAAAAUAAAUCAUCAAUAUUACACAUUGUCAUAUCAAUUUUAGCUGUCUGUGUUUCAUAGAUAUUUAGUUUUUGGUUAAGCUGGUUAAGUACUGUUUUUUUUCAGUCUCAUAUCAAUUUGUCUAUAGUACACAUUAUGUAUAGCCCUCUGGUUGAUACAGCUUCAACAACUUAUAUAUACCCCAGUAAUUUAGAUGUGUUUAUGCAUACAUCUUACACAUAAUGUCUUGCCAUGUUAGCCAUGCAAUACUGCCAUAAAUAUAUAUGUAUAUACUGUGUUAAUCAUUGAGUUGAGUGAAAUGAUUUUUUUUCUUUAUGUUUUGACAAGAAAUUUGAGUAUACACCAAAUUGAUUUGAGGUAGAGAGUCCCAGCACCCUUUAUUGCAUCUCCCGCAAAGAAGAGUUCCAACUUGUGUGGCACAUUUAGGACUUGAAUUGCUUAAUCAUUUAUUAAAGGAAAUACUUCUAUAUGAAUGAAAUAUAUAAAUAUAAUGAAAAUAUUUCUUAUUAUAUCACUUUAUCUUUAACCUAUCUCCAUCACAGAGACUUGAGUCCUGAAACACAUGAUUAUAAGGCAGGAAGCUUAUUGCACAAUGCUAUUUUUAUGUGAAUGAUUUUCUCUUGCAAUCCCCUAGCAAGGCCUGCAACCUGCAAUUGUCUUUCUAUGAAUAUAAAGGAAACGGUAUUAAUUUAUCUGAAAAAUAAAUUUUGAGUUUAGGGAUUGGACUAUCUACCUCAACACUUAUCUAUUGAAUUUAGGGAUUGGACUCUGUACCUAAACACUUAUCUAUUGAAUUAAAGGAUUGGACUCUCUACUUUAACACUUAUCUUUUGAAUUUAGGGAUUGGACUCCCUACUUUAACACUUAUCUAUUGAAUUUAGGGUUUUGACUCUCUACUUUAACACUUAUCUUUUGAAUUUAGGGUUUGGACUGUCUACUUUAACACUUAUCUAUUGAAUUUAGGGAUUGGACUCCCUACUUUAACACUUAUCUUUUGAAUUUAGGGUUUGGAUUCUCUACUGUAACACUUAUCUAUAGAAUUUAGGGAUCGGACUAUCUACCUAAACCACUUUAACUAUUUUGUAAGCUACAAUGACUCUGUCAAGUUCUGUAUUGAAAGGUUUGCAAACUCCUUUAGUAUCAGUCACUACACAUGAGCACACAGCUGCUAAUUUAGAUUUUCAGUUGCCUGAUAUGUAUAUCCUUACGUAUUCAGUGACUGAAAGUCUAACAAAACCAAUAAUAUUAUUAGUUGCGUGCCCCUGUGGUCAAUAAGUAAACCUAUUAUUGACAUCCUCAGCUGUCAUUGUGAACGGUUAUACCUAAAUUAAAGUUGUUUAGAAAAUGUAAAAAAUAAAUAAUGUAGAGUAGUGUCCCCUGCCUUAUUUAUAAAUUGACUUAAUAUUUUAAGUUUUGAAUUGAGUGAAAUUUAUUUCUGGAAAUGGAGCAAAAGAAUGAAAAGUGAACUUCUAGCAUUCAAAGUUAACUGUGAAAGAAUGAGAAGUGAACUUCUAGCGUUCAAAGUUAACUGUGAAAGAAUGAGAAGUGAACUUCUAGCGUUCAAAGUUAACUGGAAAACUAUUCUUGUCAUACCUUUUCUUCAAUGGAAUGGUCAGAAUAGUAAAUAUUCUUAAUGGUUCAACCAUUAAUAAAAUAAAAAGGUGUUUAGCCAAGGGUUUUAUUGCAUUUCAUCACAUCAUAAACAAACACAAAUUGAUAAAAUCAAUUUGGAUUGAAUACAAAUGACUUUGUCAAGACAUCAAGAACUCAUUCCAUAAUUCUCUUUAAUUUGCAACCAGAGUUGUUGAUGUUUUCCUAACAAAAUUUACCAGUAUCUAAGUUGCUAUAUUGAAGUGUUGCUAAUGAAGUCAAAUUAUUUUACCAUAAUUUUGUUUUUAUGAAGAGCGGUGUACAUGUGUCGAUAUGCUGAUUGUUGUAUGUACGUUUUAUGGAAAUGUGUUCGGGGUGUGAUUAUAUUGUAACUUGUCUAUACAUUGUAUCUCUAUAAUGAUACAGCUUGUGAUCAACACAAGAGAUGGUGUGUAUGUUUAUGAAAUGCAAAUUUUUAAUUUUUAAGAAUCUCUUGAUCAACUUCACAUAUGAUAUGUUGUAUACUGCAUUUUGUAUGUGUAAUUUGUCCCAUCACAGCAGAAGGCAAGCUAUUAUCACGGAUUGAAACCAGAUCUAAAGGCCAUUCAGGUUUGUCUCAAAUAAAUUACAACUUUGAACAGAUAUUUUUCUUGAGAUACUGGCUUGAUAUUCUUAAUAAAAAAUUAAAAAAGAGACAAAUUUGAUUUGAUGAAGACUGCUCACAUGUAAAGUAAGGAAUGAAAACAGAUUUGGUUUAAGAAGCAUGUCAUUAUGAUGUAUACAAUUAUAUAGUGACAAACAAGACUGCUUAUAAUUAUCAAGAAAAAUAGAUAAUAAGCUGGGCUCAGAGCAAUCUUGAUCACUGAUGAUUGGUUUAACAUUACGCAAAGGUAAAUAUUAUAAUACCUUCAUUGACUUCAUUCAUAAAUCCUAGGUCAAGGCCAAAUACACCAUUACGUUUUAUGGAAAUUUCGUCAAAACAAUGAGUCAAUGUUGCUGAAGCGGGGACAUUCAUGUCUUACAUAUAUGCUUUUUUUCUAAUUUUGUUUAUAACUUCUGUAUGUGAGUAAUUUAAUAUAUUGCCAAUCGCUUUAUAAUGACAAAACAUUGCAAGCCUUGUGAUGGCAUCAAAUUCCUAUUCAAAUUCCUAACGGUGCAUAUAAUGCAUACUGGCCCCAGUUUGGUACCAUUCUUUAAGGAUCCCAGUACCCCUGUCAAAAUCUUUAAAUUUGUGUUGGAAACUUUUCUGUUGCAUGCUUAUAGCUUUGAAUAAUCAUUUCUGAAAAGAAAAUCAUGCCUCACAGAACUUAAAGAAAACCCAAAGAUUAACAAAAAAGAUCAGCAACAGGGUUUUCAGUGCGAAAAAUGGAACGGGUCUGACUAGAAUUCAAUUGCUGGUCCUUUGCUCAUUAAUUAUCGCGUCACUAAAACCCUACUUAGCUACCUGGUUAGCGGUAGUAUCCUGGCCAAUUUACGCUACAGCUAUAUCCAGAAGGAAAGGAAGGAGAGAUUACUGUAUCCAUAAAAAAAUACAUCCAUUUGGUGUUUUCUAGCAUUUUGUUCUUAGUGGGAAAGGGAUCUUUAAGUAAAGGGAAUGUUGAUACAAUGUUAGAUUGUUGAAAGGUUGAAUAUCCUUUUCAUACAUUGUCGAUGAGAUGUAGGCCAAGUUGUAUACCUUGUUGUACACUAUUUGUUCGAUUAUUCUAGGUUGAAUACCUUGUUAUACAUUGUGAUAUCAUAUUCUGCUGCCUAAAACUAUGCAACCUUUUUAAAUAUGCUGUGGUUAGAUACGCUUUGGUUGGAUGUUUUGAAAGAACUGUUAAUUGUAAAUUUUGGAAAAUCGUUAUUAAUAUUGGGAAUGUUUUUAUACUUUGUAUUGUCCUGUGCCUAUUAAUUACAGAAUUUGAGGGUUGGUAAUUAUUUAACAUUGUUGUUUGAAAUGUAUGCUGUAUACUGUAGAAAUGAGAUACCAAGAUUUUAGUCUUUCAGCCAAUUGGUGUUUUAACCCAGAUAAUUUUGCAGCCAGAACCAUUUCCUUUGGGUACCAUUUGCAAAUGUUAUUAUUUAAAAUCUCCCAAUAUAAUAAUAUAAAGAUGUGAUGUCAAUAAAACUAGUUAAUGCUUUUUUUUUAUAUAAAAACUUACAUCUACAUAAAAACGUUCUUCAGAUAAA